Calliphora vicina (urban bluebottle blowfly) is the source of this 2825-nucleotide messenger RNA. It is a transcript of the gene dmpd, whose product is annotated as F-box protein dmpd. NCBI's taxonomy places the organism in Eukaryota, Metazoa, Arthropoda, Insecta, Diptera, Calliphoridae. Gene Ontology annotation, cellular component: nucleus. Gene Ontology annotation, biological process: positive regulation of DNA-templated transcription. Bases 452 to 2512 code for a protein of 686 amino acids. The record is from RefSeq and is a predicted model, not a curated record. Gene Ontology annotation, molecular function: protein binding; transcription coactivator activity. The transcript is spliced from 6 exons.
UGACAAAAGUACGUUGAAGAAUGAAGAAGUGGGGAUUUUAAAGUGCGUUGUAAAUGUUGUGAGAUUGUUUUAUUAUGAAUACAAAAAUAACAAAGAAGAAGAAUACAGAUUGUAUUCUAAUAAAAUAUCAAUAAAAGAAAUUUACGCUAAAUUAAAAUUAUGUAGUUUUUUCAUCAGAAAAUUGUGAUAAUGGAUGGCAGCCGUUGUAGCAGCAAUAAUAAAAUAAUUAGAAAUUCCUCAAUAACAAAAUAAGGGAGAAGAAGUAAACGAAAAUAACAAUCAAAGGAUAGAAGACAAAUUCUAUUAUUUUUUGUUGGUGUCAGUAGUUUUAAAAGUAGUUUUUAAAACUUUAUUAACUGUAUAAAAUUAAUAAAGAUUUUAAAAAACACUAUCUAUAUAUCUUUGUGUAUAUAAUUUUUGCAAAGAUAACCUUAAGAAAAUACGUCCAACUAUGGUCUCUACACGUCAAAUGGCCACCAGCGGUGUUAGCAGUGGUGGUGGCGGAGGCGUUGCCAGUGGCGGUGGUACAACAAAUUCCAUCUUACAUAGCUCCUCUUCUGCUUAUGCAUCAGAGGAUUCAAACACUCUACGUCCCUCAGUGGUUACCAGACAAUCCAAUACAACAAGUGUCGUUAACACUAUGCCUUCAUCAUCAGCUACAACUGCUCUAAUAACAACAGCAGCAGCUGGGUCAGCCGCCUCACCAGCAUUUACAACUAGUUGUGUACGACAAACGCAGGCGUUUAAAACUUAUGGGAUUGUUUCAAUUUCUUCAGCAACUGGUUGUAAUCAACAGCAAAGGCCUGUUAUUAAUUUAUUAGAUUUGCCCGAGGAGCUAUUGUCCAAUAUAUUGUCAUAUAUUGGCUAUAAAAAAAUUGGCCAACUGCGUGUGGUUUCCCAUAAAAUGAAUGAUGUUUGUAUGCAUAUUCUAAAUUCCACCUUUUCCAAGUUGAUUACAAAAACCUAUAAUCGCUUUCAAGCCAUAAAGGCCAAUAUGCCACGGCGUGAGUCGGCCAGACGUAAUCAUCCGCUUGCUUGCGAGUGUGAUAUUAUAGAGACAUGUUACAUGCGCUUGUCGCUGCUACAAAUGACAUUUGGCAAACAUAUCGAACGUGGGCAUUGUUGUUUCUUUCCGGGAGCGAUAUUAGAUGAGGUAUAUACUAUAUUAAAUUAUAUUAAAAAUACCCCUUGCCUGGAGAGACCCUACCGUGUUACCGAUGAGCUAUUCGAUUUAUCAACAAUGGCCAUGGAAUAUUUUCGAGAUCGCAUAGAGUCGACUCUGCCUGGUAUUGCCUAUUUUAAUAAGGAUUUCUUUAAACUACCCACUACAACGAAAAGACCUUUAGUUAUAGCUUCUGAUUUAUCGGAUAGCCCUGCUAGUUUACCUUCACCGCCUCAAAGUAAUAUGGUUUUACGCAAAGGCAUACGCAAAAUCAAACAGGGCAUGAAAAUCUACAAUAAUCAAUUAUCUGUUUUACGCAAUGAGCUGCGCACUUGCAAACGCAAAUCGGUGGAGCAGGGCAAACAAAUAGCCGAACAGCAAAAGUUAUUGGCCGAACAGCGCAAACAGACCCUAGAGUAUGCCAAUCGUUUGGAUGAGAACGAUAAAAAGAAUGAGGAAAUGUCUAGGAAAUUUUCGACAUUAUUGCAGGAACUCAACAAAUGUAAAACUGAAUUACAAUAUUGGCGCUCCAAAAGUCCGGCCAUACCGACAUGCACCUCGUGCGGUCACAAAGUAACACCAAUUUUACCGCCCGAAGACUAUCAGGCUCUGAUAAAUCAGGGCGUUAAACCUGAAGACAUUAUACUUAAUUUAAACGAUGACACGGAUGCUGAAAGUGAUGUCAGCAUGAACGAUAGUGGCUGUAAUAAUUUAAGCAAUGAAUUUGUGUUUCCCGAUGAGGCAACCACCGCCAAACUGUUGGCUGUCAAUACGGCUGCGAAAAAUUUGAAACGUCAACAUACAACAACGUCCAAUAUACAUAAUAAUAGUAAUACAACAACAACAAAUUUAUCACAAAACAACGAAACAACAACAGAGUUAACAGCAUAUUACGAUUUGAAUGAGGCUUCAACCAGUUCAAGUGCUUUUAUAGCAACCGCUGGCUAUUCAACAAGAUUAUUUUAUGGUUCAAUGAAUCCAACAAUAGCAGCAAACACAACAACACUGGCAACACAUAAAAGUGUUAUUGUAUCACCACAAUCUUUACUUAAACGUAUUGUAAAUAAUGGUGAACAUCAUCUAGAACAACAGCAACAUACUGCCUCUAAUGGUAACGGUGUAAGCAAUGAUCUUGCUGUAUCAGUGUUAAAUAGUAAUGAAGGAUUGUUGAGUGGUAAUGUUGUUAGUGGUGUUGUUACUGCUAGUGAUGUUUGUUCAAUUAAUAAUAACUCCUCGGGAAUUGAGGAUGUUAACAAUCUACAGGCCAUUUCAUCGCAUGAAACCAAGAAAGCACGUAGAGUACAAAAAACUACUAGAUGUUUAACUAACUCUAGUAAUAAACGUAAAUAAUAAACAAAAUCAACAAUAUAAACAAAUAACAAUUUUUCAAAUUUCAAAAAAACAAAACAAUACAAAAAAAAAUCACUAAAGUUUUAAGAAUUUUCCCAAAUGUCCCUUAACCCAUUUUCCCUUACUUUGUCCCCACUAAUUUUAGACCACAACCAAUAUAUUAUAUAGUAUAUUAAUAUAUAAAUUAGUAAUAAUAAAUUUCUAAUACUUAAUUAUAAUAUUAAAUAUAUUUGAGAGAUAGAUACUAAAAUAAAAUAAUUACAAACAAAUAAACAAACACAAAAUGUAAUUGAAAAAUAAAAAAAAAAAACAA